GCAACAGUGCGUCGUGGUGGAAAGGGACGUGAACCGAGUUCCCACCGAGGCCGGCUUCCCCUCCUAUUCUUGGAGCCUUGGGGCUUCGGCAAGCGGCAAGCCAGUGUGAACUUGGCUGGCCGGACUCCUGUAUAAAGAGACCCAUCGGUGCGGGAAGACCGGCAGCAGCAAGGACGGCAGCCAUGGGCUCUAAGGACGGACACCCCGCCACCGCCGCCGACGCCGACGCAGACGCCGUGUACCUCCACGGCAUCCUGGAGGUGACGGUGUUCGAGGCAGACCACCUCCACAACGCCAUUCAUGGCCAGAUCAUCAAGGCGACGGAGAGUCUGGAGCAGUCGCUGGGCGUGCACUGCCUCCAGCGGAGCAGGCUGUACGUGGACAUCGACGUCGGCGCGGCGCGGGUGGCGCGCACCUGCGAGGUGGAGCCCCACGGCAACACCCCGGUCUGGAACCAGUCCUUCCGCCUGCACUGCGCCUACCCUGCCGCCGCGAUCACCUUCACCGUCAAGAGCCAGCACCUCAUCGGCGCCAGCGUCCUCGGCCACGGCUCCGUGCCCACGGCCAGCGUCGCCGCGGGGGAGCCCCUCGAGCUCUGGGUCGGCCUCCGCGGAGGCGAUCGCGCGCACGGGACGCACACCCCAAGCCUCCGCGUCUGGCUGCAGUUCCUGGACGUCGAGCUUGACCCGUGCUGGGACGCCGGCAUACGGCUGCCCGGCUACGCGGGGAUCAGGCCGGCCUUCUUCCCGGAGCGGACCAACUGCAGCGUCACGCUGUACCAGAACUCGCACCUGUCGAACGGGUUCGACCCGUCAGUUCGCCUCGACGGCGGGCGGCCGUACCGGCCGGCGCGGCUGUGGGAGGACCUGUACGUGGCGAUCCGUGACGCGCGCCACUUCGUGUACGUGGCCGGGUGGUCGGUGAACACGGCGAUCACGCUCGUGCGCGACGCGAGCCGGAUGAUCCCCGGCGCGGAGGGCGUCACGCUGGGCGAGCUCCUCAAGCGGAAGGCUGACGAGGGGGUGACGGUGCUGGUGAUGCCGUGGCAGGACAAGACGUCCGUCCCGUUCCUCGGCAACACUGGCGUGAUGAAGACGCACGACGAGCAGACCCGGGCGUUCUUCCAUGGCACCAACGUGCGGUGCUUCCUCUGCCCGCGCGACGCCGACGCCGCGCUCACCCUGGUGCAGAGCAUCGAGAUCAGCACCGAGUUCACGCACCACCAGAAGACGGUCACCCUCGACGCCGCCACGCCGGGCACCGCCGACGGCCGCCACGUCGUCAGCUUCAUCGGCGGCAUAGACCUCUGCGACGGCAGGUACGACGAUGAGAACCACACGCUGUUCCGGGAGCUCGACACGACCUACUCCCGCGACUUCAUGCAGAACAACUUCAGGCACGCCUCGCUGCGGUACGGCGGACCGAGGGAGCCGUGGCACGACGUGCACUGCAGGCUCGAGGGCCCUGCUGCGUGGGACGUGCUCGCCAACUUCGAGCACCGGUGGAAGAAGCAGGCGCCGGGGAAGAUACGGGGCUGCCUGCUCGACCUCAGCCCGGAGACGUUCCCCGAUCCCUGCACCUUCGACAACGACGACGGCACCGGCUCGUGGAACGUGCAGGUGCUCCGGUCUGUCGACGACGCGUCGGUGGUCGGAUUCCCCACCGACCCGGGCCAGGCCGCCGCGAUGGGGCUGACGAGCGGCAAGAACCUCACCAUCGACCAGAGCAUACAGAUCGGCUACGUCGAGGCCAUCCGCCGCGCGCGGCGGUUCAUCUACAUCGAGAACCAGUACUUCCUCGGCGGGUGCGCGUCGUGGGCGGAGGACCGGGACUCCGGCUGCCUCAACCUGGUGCCCGUCGAGAUCGCGCUCAAGGUCGCCGCCAAGAUCCGGCGCGGCGAGCGGUUCGCCGUCUACGUCGUGACCCCGAUGUGGCCCGAGGGGGAGCCGGCGAGCGACUCCAUCCAGGCCAUCGUGCGGUGGAACCGGCUGACCGUGGAGAUGAUGUACGGCAUCGUCAUGGAGGCGAUCGACGACGCCGGGCUACGCGGCCAGGCGCACCCCUGCGACUACCUCAACUUCUUCUGCCUCGGGAACCGGGAGGCGCGGCGCCCCGCCGAGUACGUGCCGCCGGCGAAUCCGGAGAAGGGCACGGACUACUGGCGCGCGCAGGCGAGCCGCCGCUCGCCCAUCUACGUCCACGCCAAGCUCAUGAUCGUGGACGACGAGUACGUCAUCGUGGGGUCGGCGAACCUGAACGAGCGCUCGCUGGCGGGCAACCGGGACAGCGAGAUCGCGCAGGGGAGCUACCAGCCGGCGCACCUGAACGGGCCGGGCGGCGGGCGCGCCCGGGGGCUCGUGCACGGGUUCCGUCUGUCGCUGUGGCACGAGCACUUCAUGAGCCACAUGUGCGCCGGCGCCGGCGCCGGGGAGGACGUAUUCUUGGAGCCCGAGAGCGCGGAGUGCGUGCGCGCGGUGCGGCGCGCGGCGGAGGCGCUGUGGGACGCGUACACGCGGGACAGGGUGGAGGACCUGCGAGGGCACCUGCUGCCGUUCCCGAUCAGCGUGUCGGAGUUCGGGGAGGUGGCCGCCCUGACGGCGGACGGCUGCUUCCCCGACACCAGGGCGCCGGUGAAGGGGAGGAAGUCGGCCACCCUUCCGGCCAUCCUGACCACUUGAGUCCGUUCUUUCUGCCACGUGAGGAUUACGUAAAGACGAACCUUAUUCAUAUGAUUUAAAUGAUUUUAUAUUAGCAUGCCAC
Hordeum vulgare subsp. vulgare (domesticated barley) is the source of this 2760-nucleotide messenger RNA. Its product is annotated as phospholipase D alpha 1-like. The transcript has 4 exons. The record is from RefSeq and is a predicted model, not a curated record. NCBI's taxonomy places the organism in Eukaryota, Viridiplantae, Streptophyta, Magnoliopsida, Poales, Poaceae. Gene Ontology annotation, biological process: phospholipid catabolic process; phosphatidylcholine metabolic process. Gene Ontology annotation, molecular function: D-type glycerophospholipase activity; calcium ion binding. Gene Ontology annotation, cellular component: plasma membrane. The coding region runs from base 183 to 2678 and encodes 831 amino acids.